UGAGACCCGGGCCGGGCGGCAAAUAAACGGGACGCGGUGGGUAGCGGCUGCCUCCCUGAGGGGAGGCAGGGGCUAGUUGCUCGCGCGGCGGCGGAGCUGCGGCGGCUCCUCAGGGGCGCCGAGCCGAGGCCUGUGUCCCGGGCCCGCGGAGGCGGCGCCGAGCCCCGCGUGCACGAUGAGCGGCGGCGGCGGCUCGGACGGGAACGAGGAGUUCUACCAGCAGCUGCGGCUCCAGCAGCUGUACGAGGCCCGCCGCAGCGGCGAGGGCGAGCCCGACCCCUUCACCUACGUGGACCCGGCGGACGGGACGGCCUACGAGUGGGACCGAGACAAGAAGGCCUGGUUCCCUAAGGUGACUGAAGACUUCCUGGCAACGUAUCAUGCUAACUAUGGCUUCCCUACAGAUAGUUUAGACAGUUCCUCUGCUUCAAAGACUGAAAGUAAGCCAGCUGUGGAUUCAAGGACAGCAGGAGCACCGCAGUCAACAAAUAAAAAAGCACCCCAACAAACAGAUUCUAAACAAAAAGGAGAAAAAAGAAAACUUGACGCAGGAUGGUUUCAUGUUGAAGAAGACAAAAACACAAAUGUGUAUGUGACGGGUUUGCCUCCAGACAUUACAAAGGAUGAGUUUAUACAGGUUAUGUCAAAGUGUGGUAUCAUUAUGCGAGAUCCUCAGACGGAAGAAUAUAAAAUUAAACUUUAUAAAGACAAGCAAGGAAAUCUUAAAGGAGAUGGCCUCUGUUGUUAUCUCAAGCGAGAAUCAGUUGAGCUUGCAUUAAGACUUCUGGAUGAGGAUGAGAUUAGAGGCUACAAAUUGCAUGUUGAAGUAGCAAAGUUUCAACUAAAGGGGGAGUAUGAUGCAAGCAAAAAGAAGAAGAAAUGCAAAGACUACAAGAAGAGGCUGUCUCAACAACAAAAACAGUUGGAUUGGAGGCCUGAGAAGAAAGAUGCAACAGUUCGAAAGCGACAUGAGCGUGUUGUUAUCAUCAGGAACAUGUUCCACCCAAAGGAUUUUGAGGAAGAUCCUUUAGUACUGAAUGAGAUUAGGGAAGACCUACGGACAGAAUGUGAAAAGUUUGGAGAAGUAAAGAAGGUUCUCUUAUUUGAUCGACACCCAGAUGGUGUGGCCUCUGUUUCAUUUAAAGAACCAGAGGAAGCUGAUCUGUGCAUACAAGCUCUCCAUGGAAGGUGGUUUGGUGGUCGUCAGCUAAGUGCUGAAACAUGGGAUGGUACAACAGAUUAUCAGGUGGAAGAGACCUCAAGAGAAAGAGAGGAAAGGCUCAAGUUGUGGGGGUCGUUUUUAGGAGAGUCUGAUGCAGAGAAGCAGAAAAUUGCAGCUGCUUCAAAUUCUGCAGCUAGUAGUGUGCAACUGCCUGAAGAUCAGCCUUCAAAAGAUAAUGGCACAUCUAAAGGUGAUGUGAAUGAUGAAGCUCAUAAGAGAGAGGAUAAUGGUGAAGGCAUUAAUGAAGAUGGCACUCCAUCAACAGACAGCAGCCUUGCAGGCAGUGAUGAUGAAACAGAUACAUAACAUCUCUAAUAUUUUAUGAAAGCAUGCUUUUUAGGGUGAUGUUUGGAUUUCUCUUAUCCUGUGCUUCAGGGUGACUACAGACAGUGUUCAUGUGUUUAUAUGCAUAUUUGAUGUCAUCAGCUUGUGCUUUGAAAUUUUCAUUAAAAGCCGUAGUUAAUGAAGAUCUAAGAAAGUUCAUAUUAAUUGGCUAUUGUUCAAGCAAAAUAUCUCAAGUUGCCAAGAGCACAGCAGAACUGACCAGGCUUCUUAUGUCAUAUAUUUGCUUGUCCGUGUUUAAAUUAUAUAAAUGUGAAGUGUGUGUGAACUCCAGUGUUUGAACAAUUACAUAGAAUCUAAAAACAUUUUAGUAAUAUACAAAGAUAUUAAAAUCGAUUUUAAUGUUU
Messenger RNA from Malaclemys terrapin pileata, 1911 nucleotides. It is a transcript of the gene HTATSF1, whose product is annotated as HIV-1 Tat specific factor 1. Gene Ontology annotation, biological process: mRNA splicing, via spliceosome. The record is from RefSeq and is a predicted model, not a curated record. Gene Ontology annotation, molecular function: RNA binding. Bases 176 to 1528 code for a protein of 450 amino acids. The transcript is spliced from 9 exons. Gene Ontology annotation, cellular component: U2 snRNP; U2-type spliceosomal complex. Lineage: Eukaryota; Metazoa; Chordata; Testudines; Emydidae.